Cadophora gregata is the source of this 843-nucleotide messenger RNA. RefSeq lists its product as uncharacterized. The record is from RefSeq and is a predicted model, not a curated record. NCBI's taxonomy places the organism in Eukaryota, Fungi, Ascomycota, Leotiomycetes, Helotiales, Ploettnerulaceae. Gene Ontology annotation, molecular function: zinc ion binding; carbonate dehydratase activity. The transcript is spliced from 2 exons. The coding region runs from base 1 to 843 and encodes 280 amino acids.
AUGUUUUCUUUAUUGGUCAUUAUCGCUGCUAUCCCCAGCAUAACUGCUUGCCCGCAACAUGGCCUCGCUGCUCGUGGUCAGAGUCUCAAUAAAAGGGCUGGUGGGGAGCAAGACUGGAGUUAUGAAGCGUCUUACGAUUGGGGCAUGAUCAACGAGAACUACACCCUUUGCCAAACAGGCACUCAACAAUCUCCCAUCCAGUUGAUGAUCACUCAAGGCCUUUCCACAAGCCACAGCCCCAACUUCGACACAGUUUCUUACUCCGCCGUCCCUGGCUCUCUGUCAAAUUGGGGAUAUGGACCAGCUUUCACCACCUCCUCCAACUCCAGUCUCACCAGCCGGCCAGCAAUGAGCUACGACAACACGACACUUUAUCUUAAAGGACUUCACAUCCACUCUCCGGCCGAUCAUUCCGUGCAAGGUGAUCGCUCGAAGGCAGAGCUGCAUCUCGUUCAUGCCGAUGCAUCUGGCAAAGAGCGCGGUGUCAUUGCUAUUCGUAUCGACCCUGGCAACGUAGACUCGGUCUUCUUCUCCCAGAUGCUCGGUCAGAUUGGCAACAGCACUGUCCGGCCUACCAAAAACCCCAUCCCAAGCUUCAACUCCCAGGAGACAAUACCAAUGAAUCUUGAUAUCUUGGAAGCUAUCCGAGAAGUCAACAUGUUCAAUGAUUUCUGGACAUAUGAGGGUAGCUUGACGAGCCCGCCUUGUACCGAAGGUAUAAGGUGGUGGGUGGCUAGAACCACGUUGUACGUCAGCAUUGAGCAGAUGCAGGCGAUCUUGGCUGUUAGUACCUUUUCGGCGAGGGUCGAGCAGGAGGUUUGGAUGCAUGGCAUCAAUAGGUAA